AUGGUUGUUUAUAAAAUAUCUCUACCAGCUGGACCAGGUCUUAAAACUAAUAGGUUUGUUAAAGAUUGUGAAACCCAGCUUCAAAAUCACAAGAUGUUUGUAGAUCUUGUGGUGGUGGAGAUGUCGGGGUUUGAUGUUAUUUUAGGAAUGGACUGGCUACUCCGUCAUGAGGCACAAAUUAAUUGCAAAGAUAAGUCUGUGACCCUAGUUGACCAUGAUGGGAAGGCCUUUCUGUUUCAAGCCCAACAGUUACCACAGAUAGCGGUUCCAAGUGUGUUGGCUGCUGCUCAUGUUAAGUUGAAUGAGCAGCAACCAAAGUUAGAAGAUAUCUUGGUGGUAAGAGAGUAUCCAGAUGUGUUUCCAGCUAAUGUUUUCGGGCUUCCACCAGUUAGAAAAGUAGAGUUCAGCAUUGUGAUCAAGGUUGGUAGUCUGCCAAUCUCGAAAGCACCUUAA
Messenger RNA from Impatiens glandulifera, 453 nucleotides. RefSeq lists its product as uncharacterized. Bases 1 to 453 code for a protein of 150 amino acids. Lineage: Eukaryota; Viridiplantae; Streptophyta; Magnoliopsida; Ericales; Balsaminaceae. The record is from RefSeq and is a predicted model, not a curated record. The transcript has a single exon.